AUGCUGUGAAGCAGGCCGUUCAGCUAGGCCGCAGCAGAAUGGGCGGAGCCCCAGAGGGGCGGGACGCUUCUGAUUGGACAGCUCUGCUCUGGACGGGCACGCACACACGCACCGCCGCUGCCCAUGGGUGAGGACGAGAGUCCCAAAAUCAACCACAGCUUCCUCCGAGACUACGUCACUGAGGCUGAUGUCAUAUCCACUGUGGAGUUUAACCACACAGGGGACCUGCUGGCCACUGGAGACAAGGGAGGGCGAGUGGUUAUCUUCCAAAGAGAGUCCGAGGUUAAAGGUGAUAAGGAUGACCUGGGUGAGGCAGGCGAGUAUAACGUCUACAGCACCUUUCAGAGUCAUGAGCCUGACUUUGAUUACCUCAAAAGUUUAGAGAUUGAGGAAAAGAUCAACAAGAUUCGCUGGCUUACCCAGCAGAAUGCUGCCCACUUUCUUCUCUCAACCAACGAUAAAACCAUUAAACUGUGGAAGGUGAGUGAACGAGACAAACGACCUGAAGGUUAUAACCUAAAAGAUGAAGAAGGGCGAAUGAAGGACAUUUCCACAAUCACAUCACUACAGGUCCCAGUGCUAAGGUCCACUGAUUUGAUGGUGGAGGUGCGACCGAGGCGGGUGUUUUCUAAUGGACACACCUACCACAUCAACUCUAUUUCAGUAAACAGCGAUGGCGAAACCUACCUGUCUGCUGAUGAUCUUCGGAUCAACUUGUGGCACCUGGACAUCACCGACCGCAGCUUCAACAUUGUGGAUAUUAAACCAGUGAACAUGGAGGAUAUAACAGAGGUAAUAACAGCGGCCGAAUGUCACCCUCAGCACUGCAACCUUUUUGUCUACAGUAGCAGCAAGGGCUCACUGCGCCUGUGUGAUAUGAGGAGCUCCGCCCUAUGUGACAGUCACACCAAAAUUUUUGAGGAACCUGAAGAUCCCGGGAAUCGUUCGUUCUUCUCAGAGAUCAUUUCCUCAGUGUCGGAUGUGAAGUUCAGUCACAGUGGAAGAUACCUGCUCACUCGAGAUUACCUCACGGUGAAGGUGUGGGAUCUAAACAUGGAGAAAGGACCUGUUGAGACGUACCAGGUGCAUGAGUACCUUCGCAGUAAGCUGUGUUCACUGUAUGAAAACGACUGUAUUUUCGACAAGUUCGAGUGUGUGUGGAACAGUACAGACAGUGUGAUCAUGACCGGAGCAUAUAAUAAUUUUUUCCGAAUGUUCGACCGGGACUCAGGUCGUGGGGUCACGCUCGAGGCUUGGCGUGAGAACAGUAAACCAAGAGCGGUGCUCAGGACGCGUAGAGUGUACACCGGGGGACGUCGUCGCCGUGGAGAUGUGGGCGUAGACAGCCUGGACUUUAGGAAGAAGAUCCUGCACAUGGCAUGGCACCCGGACGAAAAUAUCAUUGCCAUCGCCGCCUCUAAUAACCUGUACAUCUUCCAGGACCGAGUCAAUCCAGAAAACCAGUGA
Trichomycterus rosablanca is the source of this 1467-nucleotide messenger RNA. RefSeq names its product protein phosphatase 2, regulatory subunit B, gamma a (gene ppp2r2ca). The coding region runs from base 124 to 1467 and encodes 447 amino acids. The record is from RefSeq and is a predicted model, not a curated record. Gene Ontology annotation, cellular component: cytosol; protein phosphatase type 2A complex. The transcript has 9 exons. Gene Ontology annotation, molecular function: protein phosphatase regulator activity; protein binding. NCBI's taxonomy places the organism in Eukaryota, Metazoa, Chordata, Actinopteri, Siluriformes, Trichomycteridae.